AUGAACUUGUACGCCGGCAGCCAGCUGGUGCAGGCCGCAACUAGGCUGGCCUCGGAUACGACCAACACGUCCUCGAUCUUCUCCCACGAUGAUGAUAACUACGAUGCACGGAUCAAGGAGAUAGAGGAGUACUACAUAAAGACACUGCUGGCGGAAGAGAACGAGAUGGAGCCGUUGGGUGCGGAGCGAUUUCCGACGAGCAAGCAGCAGCUGGACCCCGCAGUUCUUGCACUACAGCAGCCGGCAGAUGGCAUCUACGGGCCAGGGUGGGGGGCGGGUGAGCCGGUUUGGGGCGGCGAGUGGAGUGGCCUGGGCGCUGCGAACGCGGAACCUAGCCUUGAGGUGGCGAUUAACUCUCAUUACCGGCCUGCCAAUGGGAUACUACCGCUGACGCCCGAAAACCUGGCGCUCCUGCAGCAUCCUUCGGAGGAGCCGAGCGCCCAGGGCGAGCAGGCGCACAGCCGGAGGCGAACUUUUGCCCCGGUUCAGUCCCCGGCCCCGCCACCGCCACAGCAGCAGCCACAGCCAUCGCAGGAGAAGGUCAACAAGAUGCUUUACAAGACAGAGUUAUGCGAAUCAUUUGCGACUACGGGGGCCUGCAAGUACGAUAACAAGUGCCAAUUUGCCCAUGGUCUCCACGAGUUAAAGUUCAAGGAGCGGUCGGACAAAUUCCGCACGAAGCCAUGUAUCAAUUGGAGUAAGACAGGCUACUGCCGCUAUGGCAAGCGCUGUUGCUUUAAGCACGGUGAUGACGACGACAUCAUGGUGUACUUGAAAGCUGGUCUUAUCAAGCCAAGUGCGGAUGAACUCAAGUUGAAGGCCAACAAGGCGCCGGAGGGUGCUACUAAAAACAAGAAGAACCUGCAUGCGAAUGUGAAGAUCUUGCAAAGUAUGGCUUGGUAG
Molecule: messenger RNA, 903 nt
Organism: Eremothecium gossypii ATCC 10895
Lineage: Eukaryota; Fungi; Ascomycota; Saccharomycetes; Saccharomycetales; Saccharomycetaceae
Product: AGR044Cp
Exons: 1
Coding region: 1-903 (300 amino acids)
Molecular function (GO): mRNA binding; metal ion binding
Source: RefSeq, marked provisional